This is a messenger RNA of Halichondria panicea, 810 nucleotides long. RefSeq names its product histone H1-delta-like. Gene Ontology annotation, cellular component: nucleus; nucleosome. The coding region runs from base 78 to 677 and encodes 199 amino acids. Lineage: Eukaryota; Metazoa; Porifera; Demospongiae; Suberitida; Halichondriidae. Gene Ontology annotation, molecular function: nucleosomal DNA binding; double-stranded DNA binding; structural constituent of chromatin. The record is from RefSeq and is a predicted model, not a curated record. Gene Ontology annotation, biological process: negative regulation of DNA recombination; chromosome condensation; nucleosome assembly. The transcript has a single exon.
CCAAUGCGCACCAUUCGAGUUCAACUGUUCCUCAUCAAGUUCCGAAGAAGCUCUCCUCUCUCAAGUAACAAUUCGUUAUGUCUGCCGCUCCUAAGCCAACGAAGAAAGAUGCCCCUAAGAAGGCUGCUGCUAAAAAGCCCGCUGACCACCCUAAAUACGCUGACAUGAUCAGUGCUGCUGUUUCAAAUCUCAAGGACCGCUCUGGUUCCAGCCGACAGGCAAUCGUCAAGUACAUCAAGGCCAACUACAAGGUUGGAGAGAAUGCUGACACUCAGACCAAGCUUGCUCUGAGGAGAAUGGUCAAAGAUAGUAGCCUGAACCAGGUGAAGGGAGUUGGUGCAAGUGGAUCGUUCAAGCUCAACAAGCCAGUUGUUGUGAAGAAGCCAGCUGCUCCAAAGAAAGCUGCCGUAAAAAAGCCAGCAGCCAAGAAGGCUGCUGUUGUCAAGAAGCCUGCGGCUAAGUCAACACCCAAAAAGGCAGCUGCAAAGAAACCUGCUGCCAAGAAGCCCACUGCCAAAUCCCCAGCAAAGAAAGCUGCAGCAAAGAAGAGAGUUGCAAAGCCCAAGAAAGCACCUGCAAAGAAGGCAGCAGCAACGAAGAAGUCUCCUGCUCGGGCAGCUCCCAAGAAAGCACCAGCAAAGAAGUCAGGCACCCCAAAGAAGGCAACCAAGAAGUAAACUCAUGAACAUUUAUCUCAAACGGCUUUUCUAAAAGCCACCACUAGAACAGAAGACAACCACCUUUCAUGUUUCAUGUGUUGUGUUUUUUAUUUUUAUUGUCACUGCAUCUCCUAUAAUAUUAAAUUCUCAA